CCCGUAGCAGGCAGCUAGACAGCUGGGUUUAAUCAGAAACCACUUACAACUCCAGACGACUCGGGAGGGAAACUCCGGCGUGAAGCGCAGCCCCGCGCCGGCUCUCUCCAGCUUUCCCCCCGGGCCGGGGACCCGGUCCGCGGGCUUCCUCGCCCCGCCGCCCCGUCCCCUCGGGAGCCCUCCGCGGUGCCGGAUCCUGCUGCGAGGUGCCCUCCAGCCCGGUAAUGGGGGGCGGCCGGUCGCCGUAGGAGUGGCGAGGCGGCACCGAGGGGGCAGUGCCCCGGGACCGGCGGGGGGCGCGCGGCGGGUCCCCGCGCCGCUGCCGCAGCUGCGAGCGCGCCACGCCGCCGAGCCUCCUGCAGCAAUGGCUCACCCGUGAACCGCCCGCGGCUCGCUUCCUUUAGGAGCGCUCGCAUCCUCGGUUCGGGCUUCGCCACCGUGCUUGGCGAGCAUGGCUGUCUAGACUGAAGUGUGCCGCCAGAGACUGAGCAGUGGGUACCGAGCCAGUUAAGCCCAACUCGUGAGCCCCGAAACCUGGGGGAGGAGGAGGAAGAGGAGCUCGGCUCUGAAAAGUGCAGUCAUGAAUUCUGGAGUUGCCCUGAAAUAUGGAACCGAUUCCUCGGCGGAGCUGAGCGAGCUCCACUUGGCAGCUUUGGCAUCACUCAAGGGAGAUAUAGUGGAGCUUAAUAAACGUCUGCAGCAAACAGAGCGGGAACGGGACCUCCUGGAAAAGAAAUUGGCCAAGGCACAGUGCGAGCAGUCCCACCUCAUGAGAGAACAUGAGGAUGUCCAGGAGCGAACGACGCUUCGGUACGAGGAACGCAUCACAGAACUGCACAGCAUCAUUGCUGAGCUCAACAAGAAGAUAGACCGUUUGCAAGGCACCACCAUCAGGGAGGAAGAUGAGUACUCAGAACUGCGCUCAGAGCUCAGCCAGAGUCAGCAUGAGGUUAACGAGGACUCUCGAAGCCUGGACCAGGACCAGACCUCUGUCUCCAUCCCUGAAAACCAGUCCACCAUGGUCACUGCCGACAUGGAUAACUGCAGUGACCUGAACUCCGAGCUGCAGAGGGUGCUGACGGGGCUGGAGAAUGUCGUCUGCUGCCGGAAGAAGAGCAGCUGCAGCCUGUCCGUGGCCGAGGUGGACAGGCACAUUGAGCAGCUCACCACGGCCAGCGAGCACUGUGACCUGGCUAUGAAGACAGUCGAGGAGAUUGAAGGGGUGCUGGGCCGGGACCUGUAUCCCAGCCUGGCUGAAGAGCGGUCUCGCUGGGAGAAGGAGCUGGCUGGGCUGAGGGAAGAGAAUGAGAGCCUGACCGCCAUGCUGUGCAGCAAAGAGGAGGAGCUGAACAGGACCAAGGCCACCAUGAACGCCAUCCGCGAGGAGCGGGACCGGCUUCGGAGGAGGGGGGAUGAAGCUGGGAAAGGAGGCAUGAGAGGAAGGCCACAGGUCCGAGAGCUUCAAACUCGACUGCAGAGCAUGCAGGCCACAGGGCCAUCCAGCCCCAGCCGCCUCACUUCUGCCAACCGCCCAGUUAACCCCAGCACGGGCGAGCUGAGCACGAGCAGCAGCAGCAAUGACAUUCCUAUCGCCAAGAUUGCCGAGAGGGUGAAACUGUCGAAGACCAGGUCCGAAUCUUCGUCAUCUGACCGGCCGGUCCUGGGCUCCGAAAUCAGCAGCAUAGGGGUAUCCAGCAGUGUGGCGGAGCACCUAGCCCACUCUCUUCAGGACUGCUCCAACAUCCAGGAGAUCUUCCAGACGCUCUACUCACAUGGAUCUGCCAUCUCAGAGAGCAAAAUUAGAGAGUUUGAGGUAGAAACGGAACGGCUGAAUAGUCGUAUUGAACACCUCAAAUCCCAAAAUGACCUCUUGACCAUAACCCUGGAAGAAUGCAAAAGCAACGCCGAGAGGAUGAGCAUGCUGGUGGGGAAAUACGAGUCCAAUGCCACGGCACUGAGGCUGGCCCUGCAGUACAGUGAGCAGUGCAUGGAAGCCUACCAGCUCCUCCUGGCGCUGGCCGAGAGCGAGCAGAGCCUCAUCCUGGGGCAGUUCCGGGCAGCCGGCGUGGGCUCUUCCCCCGGAGACCAGUCAGGGGAUGAAAGCAUCACUCAGAUGCUCAAGCGAGCUCAUGACUGCCGGAAGACGGCUGAGAACGCCGCCAAGGCCCUGCUCAUGAAGCUGGAUGGCAGCUGUGGGGGAGCGUUUGCCGUGGCCGGCUGCAGCGUGCAGCCCUGGGAGAGCCUGUCCUCCAACAGCCAUACUAGCACAACUAGCUCCACAGCCAGUAGCUGCGAUACCGAGUUUACUAAAGAAGAUGAACAAAGGCUGAAGGAUUACAUCCAGCAGCUCAGGAACGACAGGGCUGCGGUCAAGCUGACCAUGCUGGAGCUGGAGAGCAUCCACAUCGACCCGCUCAGCUACGAUGUCAAGCCCCGCGGAGACAGCCAGCGGCUGGACCUCGAAAACGCUGUGCUGAUGCAGGAGCUCAUGGCCAUGAAGGAGGAGAUGGCUGAGCUGAAGGCCCAGCUCUACCUGCUGGAGAAGGAGAAGAAGGCCCUGGAGCUGAAGCUGAGUACACGGGAGGCCCAGGAGCAGGCCUACCUGGUGCACAUCGAGCACCUGAAGUCCGAGGUAGAGGAGCAGCAGGAGCAGCGCGUGCGGUCCCUCGGCUCCACCGGCAGUGGUGGCAAAGACAAGCCCAGCAAGGAGUGUGCCGACACUGCCUCCCCAGCCCUGACACUGUCCGAACUGAGGACGACCUGCAGCGACAGCGAGCUGGCUGCAGAGUUCGCCAAUGCCAUCCGUCGAGAAAAGAAGUUAAAGGCCAGAGUUCAAGAGCUGGUGAGUGCCUUGGAAAGGCUCACCAAGAGCAGUGAAAUCCGACACCAGCAAUCAGCAGAGUUUGUUAACGACCUAAAGCGAGCCAACAGCAACCUAGUGGCUGCUUAUGAGAAAGCGAAGAAGAAGCAUCAAAACAAACUGAAGAAGCUGGAGUCUCAGAUGAUGGCCAUGGUGGAGAGACACGAGACCCAAGUGAGGAUGCUCAAGCAGAGAAUAGCUCUGCUGGAGGAGGAGAACUCAAGGCCACAUACCAGUGAAACUUCCCUGUAGUCAGCACUCGGGCACCAAAGGUCUGCCCUCAGAAGCUGAACUACAUGCAGUCCCCGAGGAGAGAAGGGCCCCGGAGGACAGAGCACCUGUUAGGGGAACAGGACAAAUGAGGGUUGGCAGGUAGGUCAGCUCCAGACAACAGAGGCUGUGAACUCGGCACCAGGGGCGAGUGGCCCUGGUGACACCAUGUGGACUGCAUCCGAGGGCCCUGUUCGUCCCCUCCCAGGCUCACAGAUGGAGUGUGAGUACCUGCUGUGUGUGCUGUGCUCGGCAGGCCUUGCUUCUGCUUUCAGCAUUGGCCUUGUCCCUCUCAAGGCUGUGUGUCAGCAGUAUCCCAGGCAUUUUAUUUUUCCAGGAUUGUCCAUUUUCUCUUCGGUAGACAGUGACCUUUUCCCCAGCAUCCCCAAUUUCUCCUCUUUCCUUCUUCAGGGAUAAACUCUUGACACUGCACAGGGGGUGUCUCUUCAGUGUCCAGAGUUGCUGGGUUGCUUUCUAGUAAGCAGGCUUCAGCUAUCGCUCAGAGGUGUCCUAGGAGGUAGGUCACAGGGUGGCACACAGGUCCCAGUGGUCGUGUCCAAGAGCAGGACAACUUCCUCCACCUUGUCUCGUACAGGAGGGCUGGGAGCAGGGUGCUCUUGACUCUGGGACUUCCCCCUCCCAGACUCAUAGCUGAGAGUCCUGCCGAUUCAUGUAAUAGAACUAAAAUUUCAUCAGGUGUUUCUCCAAAUCAGAGCAGCACUGCUAGUACUUCCCCGCACCCCAGGGCACUACAGUCGCCGUUCUGUAUGAACGUAAUUAAGCUCACCCACAUGGGUACACAUGUAGCCCUGCACCUGCCUGUUUUCCUAGGGGCAAGAGGCAGGAAGUGGGUGCUGAAAUGUUUUUUUCAGCUGUUUCUAUUUAGAAAGAGAUUGCUACUGACCACUCCUAGUUCGAGGCUUUGCCCCUGCUGUUAUGAAGGGCAGAGAGUGAAUGGUUGUUUCAGAGCCUCCUUUUAUCUCCAGAGACAUGGUGACAGCAUAUGGUGCUUAGGCAGAUCCAACUUCAAGCAAAAUGCUGACAGGGCCGGGAAAGACCAAAGCACCUGAAUUCUUUCAGAAAGGUCUUCCAUCUCCAAUUUGUUACUCCACUUUCUGUCUUCUAAUUCUUCUGCAGUUGCCCUACACUGAUAAAUUUAAAGGGCCAUUUGCCAUUUAAAAGGUGCUCUUCUAUAGUACCACAAUGAGAAUCAUGUUUCAAUGCCACAGUUCAGUUUUGCUUUCAACCAGAUCACUGCAUUAUAGUCCCCACAUCCAAGAGCAAAAGCUCAGAGAGCGUCAUACAAGGUCCUCAGCCUUCUGCACAAUGGAGGACACUCUAGCCACCCCCUUGGAGGGCAGAGCAGUUCUAUCCCAAAAGUCAUCACCCUUUUUUCGCAGGCCAGUAGUGAAGCUGCCUCAUCUUCAAAAAAUCAACUGCUAUCAGUGUGGAAGGACCAGUUCUUGGGUGUUCCGGUCACUGCGGAAGGGCCCGCUGGCUCCUGUUUGUUAUAAUCUGUCAUGUAGUCACAGAUGGUUCUUGUGAUUUUUUUUUUUAACCAGUUUUUACUCUUUGGAUAAAGGUUCAUUUUGUCACAAGGGAAAUGUUUUGGCUGAAAAGGUAUUUAAUAGGCAAAAUCAUGGUUUCCCCCAUUUCCCCAGCUUGCCUAGGAGAAAGGUCCUCUCCUAAGCUAACUGGGAUGUGCAAGGUGGGUAAACGAUUCUGGAUUUCUCUUGUGUGAGGGAACAGACAUUGAAACAGUUUUCCAUUUUCAGCAAUAUUGAAAGGUCUAGCUGAUACAGGAAUAAAAUUCUGUCUGCUGACCUAUGGUCUACCAUUCUUGCUCCAAAUUUAAGCAGAGAACCCACCUUUUUAGUCUGUAGCACUCCAGAGCUGGGAGGUCUCAGCUCCUCCAUUAUGAGCCCCAGUAUUACUGAUCCUACCUGGCCUCAUUUUGGGUUUAUACUUCAAUAACAUAAGACAUUUAAAUAUGUGGUGAUUGGGUGAGAACUAUUUCCCCAGCAAACUGUUAUUUUAAAGAUGUGUAGAAUAAAAAAGCUAUUAAAUAGUUGAUUUCCUUUUCUUGUAUUUUUCAAAUGCUCCCCAAGACACAAUCCUUGCUGAAGGUGAAAUGACAGGCACUUGGUGAUGCUAACUGUGGGGCCUCCUAAAACUGCACUGGUUAAAUAAACGACUGUGGGUGCCUGGAUAAUUUUCCUCUUUUAUAACAACUUGAAUUCUUCUAAAUAGGAGCUGGUUUAUAUGAAUGUCUCCAUCAGGGGUAAACAAUUAUCUAGACUGCAACUUGUAUUAAAAAACUUCAGACUCAUAUUUGUUUUUCAUUCAGUGUCCUCAGUGGUUACUUCUUUUAGGCAGUCACCUUCUCUGUUCAGAAUUCAGUCUGUGGCUUAGAGAAAUGGGCAUAGGAAAAAAAACCAGUUUGACACCCCCGUUAGACUGCUGAGUUAGGGCAAAAGAGAUCCAUCUGUGGCUGGAAUGCCACCUCCAUGUGGGCCUACCAACGGGACCUGAGGCUCAGCCAGCCUGACGGGCACCAGCUACCAAAAUUGCCAUGGCUUUGUAGACAGUAAGACUCCUUGUUGAGAUGUACACCUGAAGUCAUUGAUGCUUCAGUAUCUUCAUGUGAGCAGACCACUGGAGAUGUAUCACGCGCUCCCUCGCUUGCUCUAGCCCCAGAGGUACACUAGCUUUGUCAUCAUCGCCAAUGCAGGUAUUACCCGGCCCAUACUCACACUCACCUGCUGGCAUGUCUAAAGGUAAUGUCCAUGCUGCCUGAAACUGGAGUGUUAGCCUAAUAAAAACUUAAGUGCCAGUUAAACAUCAUUGUUUAAUUUUCCUUUGAGAUGCAUGCACUUCUUACUAUGUCUACCUCUGGGUAGCAAUACAUUAUAGGGACCUCAAAGAACUCAAGAACCCUUAAGGCCUUUUCUUAAAAACUGGAUAAGGCAACUCAAAAUUUUAACAACUAUUUAAGAUCCAGUUCAAAUCUCCUAGUUGUGUACAGGUUACAUUAUUUUAAAUGGAGAAGAAAAAGCCCCAUAGUAAACAGAUUUGGGCUGGACUAUGUCACUGGGAUGAAUUAGCCUUCAUAGUUGCCUGUUCUUCUCUGAAGGUUUUUUCUAUGGCUCAGAAAAAUUACCCUGCAAUUAUUUAAUGCCAUCAAUUAAUAAUCAUAAAUCUCUCAAGAGUUUGGGGUAUCAUGCUCUUGUUUUAAGUGAUGAGAAAGUUACCAAGACUACAGAAAACACCCAAACUUUUACUAACCACUUCUCUAAGUCAUAAGGCUCCAUGACAUGAAGCUUUAAACCAUUUGCAGAUGAGCAACUGGAGUAUGUCUCAUGCAUGAAACUGUGUAAAGUGAAAAGAUCAUGUUCACUAAGUUUAUAGCUGCACCUAUUUCUAGAUGCAGCAGACUAUACAUAGAAAGUUUUGAGAGGCCAAAACGGGAGCGAAUUUUAAAGAUUUUAGAUUUUUGCACUGAAUUUAAUCAGGGUGCAGUCAGAGGUUGCCACGGUCUUUUGGAAGGGAGCAUAAAUAAUAUUUUUUAUUCUUUUCAGCAGUAAGUGACAACUGUGUGGAACACUACCAUUUAAAAAAUCAUAGCAAUUAUUUUAUUUAUCCAGUGGAAUGGGCUGUUUGACAAAUGAUACAACCACCACCUUUCACUGAGGCUUAAAAAUUUCCUAUUGCUCUUCUGGGCACUACUUUGAGAAGAAGCAAUUAACUCAUUAAAAAACUAAAAUUAUGCCUGCUGCAGAGUUCUUAUUGAAGCUUAUCCAAAUCCUAUUCCAGUUAAUUGAAACCUUGUGUUUAUAUAGGCCAGGCUGACUUUAGCUCUGAACCUGUGGCCUUCUGAAGCUCCUCCUGUUUCACACUUGAAGUUACUUUCUGAAUACAUGUGUAUCACUCAUGUGCUUGGCAGCCUUAGGCAUGUAUCUAACUUCUUAGAAUUGGAAACAGAACUAUUAAUUACUGUAUUGCUGGCAGCUUAAGUGGGAAAGGGUACAAGCUAAGUCCUGUGUAGAAAAAGAUAGUUUCACAUUCAGACUAUUGCAUUUUCAGUUGAGUUAUAUUGGAUGCAUUCUCUAUCACACUAUGUCUGAGUAAGAGCUUGCAAGACAAGAAAUCAUUCUGACCCAGCAGCAGCGGCUCUCUGAUAACUGUAUCCUUGACUGUUAGUGCCUAGUGGUUCUACAGUCCGGGCAGCUACAGUAACUCACGUGAUCUACAGCUCCACAGAACACAGCAAGCUAAAUACCGAAUUCCCUCACAUUCACUCAUGACUUGCUUAGUUAAUUGUUCUUGCUCUACUGUUCACUUUUGUUACUUUUUGCAAAUCAGUCUGUGUGGAAUACGUUCAAUUUGUAAAAUGCAUAGUAGUCACUUAACAUGCUCAUGUUACAACUGCCAAGCAAAUGUGCCCCUAAUGCAAAGAUAAUGAAACAUGUUCAUUUUUCUAAUCAGUUUUAGACAUUAUAAAGACUUCUUUACACUUUGCAUGACAUUUAGGUUUCCUAUUAUUUGAAAAUGUGCUUUUAAACCACUUGAAUUAUUAGAAAAACUUGCUUGAAUGUACUGUCAGUUAUUAAAGCACAUAGCUAAGAUUGCAUUUGUCAGUAUUCUACUGUUCGUAUUGAAAGUCUCAUUUUAAAGUUGCCACUUAACACUGUACUAUAACUUGUAAUUUUUUAGAUUCUUCAGCUGUAUGCUUUAAAUGUUUCCAGAUGCCUUUAGUUUUAGCUGCUGUAAAAUAGCUACUCUAUUAUUUGAUAUAGAACUGUUUAAAAAGAACUCCCUUUAUUUAUACAGAGACAUUUAUAAUAUUUUACAUUCUUAUAUUCUGAAUAAAUAUUUCUAAUUCCAUGAUGUA
Molecule: messenger RNA, 8021 nt
Organism: Manis javanica (Malayan pangolin)
Lineage: Eukaryota; Metazoa; Chordata; Mammalia; Pholidota; Manidae
Gene: MCC
Product: MCC regulator of WNT signaling pathway
Biological process (GO): negative regulation of canonical Wnt signaling pathway
Cellular component (GO): cytoplasm
Molecular function (GO): calcium ion binding
Source: RefSeq, a predicted model, not a curated record